Molecule: messenger RNA, 9299 nt
Organism: Rhipicephalus sanguineus (brown dog tick)
Lineage: Eukaryota; Metazoa; Arthropoda; Arachnida; Ixodida; Ixodidae
Exons: 6
Coding region: 5298-6038 (246 amino acids)
Source: RefSeq, a predicted model, not a curated record
GGACGGCAAAGGUAGUGAAGUUGGUGAAGUCUCGUGGUCGCUGUGGUUGCAACGCUGGGCAGUGGAGCACAAUGUGCUCUAUGCUUUCGUCUUCCAGGGUACAAAGCGGGCAUGUAGUGUCAAGGUUGGGCGUGUACCUCGCCCGCAGCAGUCGGGUUCGCAGCAUGCUGCAUCUGGCCUCGCACAGAAGACCGCUUCCCUUUGAGUUCUCAUACAUCGGCUCCUUCUCGAUCGCUUGUUUUGCCUUACUGUAGAGACUCAAAGCGGGCUUCUCUGUUGCUGUCUUCCGCCAGCAGACACUUUCGGCCUCUUGGACAGCUUCCCGGACCUUCGCUCUCCUGUCCCGCUGAGGUUUCUCCGUGAGUCGGCAUGGUGCGACCCCGUACCGCUCGGCCAGGCGUUUUGUGCGUAGCACCCGCCUGGUGUUAAUGCACUUUAGAUGGAUGUACUUGUACACCUCACGUGCCCAACGACCGUCUGGGAGUUGGCUCAGUUGUCGCUCGUAAGCGAGUUUCGCAACUGCCUCUCGUGCCUCAAAGGAGGACCAGCCCACCUCGCCCUGCACCGCCUCAUUUGGUACGCCCCUGUGGACCCCCAGUGCCGCCCUACCUGCCUCCCUCUGACGUAUUUCCAGGGACUGACAUGUCCCGGAGGACAGGCAGAGCACACUGUUUGCAAAAGUAAGGGCUGGGACAGCUACUGACUUCCACAGUUCUCUGGUGACCUCGAACUUGUUAAAAGCCCAGAGUGCCCUGGUGUUUAGAAAGGCAUGUUUCCUUAUUGCCUUGGGCCUGAGUUCAUUCUCAUAGUGGAGUGCGUAAUGUGGUGCAGCAGACAGUGUUACUCCCAGGUACCUGUAAGUGUUUGUCCACUCUACAGGGUUUCCCUGGAGGAUGAGCCUGCUUGCAGUGUAUUGCGUGUGGUCCUCUUGGCUCACCACAACCAUGCAUGCUGACUUUGCGGGGUUGAAACGCAGACCGAUGGCCCGUGCUUCCUCUGAACAUAUGUCCAGCAGUUGCUGCAAGUCCUUUGUGUUGUCAGCCAGUAGCACAGCGUCGUCGACGUAGAAUAAGGCCGGCAGGCGGCGUGGGCAGAUCACUCCCUGAUCCCAGUAGGUGAGGUUGAAGCCUGUGUCACUUUCCGUGAGUUUCCUCUCCACGUCCACCACCAGUAGCAUAAAGAGCAGUGGGGAUAGGGGGCAUCCCUGUCGCAGUCCUUUCGAUAUUUUGAUCGGUUGUUUCACAUUGCCCUCCCAAUAGAUCACAGCCUCAUUGUCUGCGUACAAUGCCUCGAGGAUUUGUUGUAGGUUGGUGGGUAGGCCUUGCUCCCUUAGCACUUCCCACAGUAGUUGGUGCUCCACUGAGUCAUAGGCACGUGAUAUAUCGAGAAAAGCCAUCAUUAGGGUCCUUUCCUCUCUCUCUGCGAUCUCAAUAGCCUGCGUCACAACAAACAAGUUGUCCUCCAGGCAUCGUGUUGGCCUGAAGCCGUUUUGCAGUUCUCCGAGAACCUCCUCUGCCCAGGUCUCAAUGCGUCGUCGCAGAAUGCAGCAGAAGAGUCUGUACAGCACAGAAGUGACCGCGAUGGGUCGAUAGCUGUCUAGGUGGUGUUUAUCACUGCCUUUUUUCAGGAUGAGCCGAAUGCGUGAGUGAUUCCAGCUUUUGGGGAUUUCACCACUCAGCAGUACCCGGUUGAGGACAGCGAGAAGCAGUUGGCGCGCGGUUGACCCCAUCUUCUUGAGGAGCAGUGCAGGUAUGCCGUCCAAUCCUGCAGCUGUGCUGCCAGACAAGUGCUUAAUGGCCCGUUCAAGCUCUCUCUUUGUGAUUGUAGCGCAUGGGUGUAGCGACAUUUUGGGCUCAGGGUCUGUGCUUUUUAUUUCAUUUUCCAGAGACUGGAAUUCGGCACUGAAAUGUUUCUCCACAAGUCGGAGGCAUUCCUCUUCAGAGAGUGCGCGUCCAGUGUCUGGGUCCUGUAUGCCUGCCUGGGUCUAAGGCAAUGUUGGUUGCUGGCUGCGUAUAUAUAGCCAGAACUUCCUGGCAGCGUCUUUUCCCGCCUUUUUGAUGUCUUGUAGGAGGCGAACAUUUAUUGCCCGCAUUUUCUUCUGUACUACACUGGCCAUGUCUCUUUUCGCCUCCGUGUAUGCCUCGCACACCUGCAGGAUAUUAUCUUCCGUGGCCCCAUUCUGUAGUGCAUGACGGUGUGCACGGCAUGCUUGCUUACGCUUGAACAGGGCCUCCGAGACCUCUUUGUCCCACCAUGCUUUGCGGCGGUGUUUCUUGUUUGUUUUUGUGGCCGGGCUUGAUGCCUUUGUGGCAGAAGUAAUGUUGUUCACCAGCCAUUGCUCAAAGCCUUCAUAUUCAUCCGUGUCUACCUGUUCCACAGAGCUCUCCAGUGUUUCAACCAGUUUGUCUAUGGCCCAUUCUGGUAGGGUGUGAGGCCUUACUUUUCCCUCUAUUCCUGGUAUUGGUCGACAGCUGUUACUUAUUUGUAACCAUAUACUAUUGUGGUCACUGCCCACACUUUGGGCACUUGUCGUGUCAAUGGUCAUGGCCACUACACGGGGAAACAGCGUUGGGGAAACUAGGCAAUAGUCUAUACACGUUUGCUUGUUCGAAACUGCCCACGUGGUUUUCCCAUCACACUUAUCGGUGGUGUUUAGAAUCACUAGCCCCCAUUUGUCAGCCCAGUCCAAGAGGUACCUUCCCAUUCGGUCCGUUUUCCUAUCAAGGUCCUCGAUGUGGGCAUUGAAAUCCCCUAUGAUGAUGGUGGGUAGUUCAAUUGCUUGUAUAUCCUUUUCCAUACAUCGAAGAAUCUCCUGGUUUUUUUGGUAGGAGUCUGCCCCUGUCCACAGGUAGACCAGUCCAAUUGCCAGUUUCAGGUUUCCCAUUCUGCCUGUCAUCCACAUAUGCUCUGUGCAUUCCUGUAGGGUCCUUUCCCACUGCGUGUCUGAAUGGUACAUAAAACCCAUGCCACCUCCUCGUCGUUCACUAUCUUGGCGGUUUAAACCUGUCCAUGCAAAGCCAGCAUGCUUUGAGCGGUAUUCAUCAUUCCGUAGGUGUGUUUCUGUCAGGCCUGCUAUUUCUAUGUGUCUUUCGUCAAAGAUUUGAUAAAGUUCCUGCCAUUCCUGUUCUCGUCUGCCCCCCUGCAUGUUCAGGUAAUAUAGUGUCAUAUCAUGCCUUUUGUUCCUGCGUUGUCUCCUUUUCUUUACCCGACCAUGGUUGUCACCUGUGUGGAGGGGAGAUUCAGGUUCUUUCCUCGCUUGGGCUCUUGUACUUCGUUUUCUUUCUGGCCCUUUGUCUCCCUGAUUGCUUCCCCUCUCUCCACAAAGUGAGAUGCGGGUGUUUAGUUUCUUUUCACUGCAUUCCGACUCCUCCAGGUUCUCCCUGGGUCCUGUUCCCAUGCCAUCUGUGUGAUGGUGUGCUCCAACGCUUUCAUGAGCAGGGCAGCCGGGUUUAUGCCUCUGUUUUUCCGGCUCCGUGUAUAGUUGGGUUUGGCUGGCCCUAAAAAAGCGCCAAUCCUACGCCCAAGUCGCUGCCCCAGCUCCACUGCUGUGUCUUCACUGUAGAGGUCAUUGUGUAACUCUUUGUUAGUUACCCAGUUUGUGUUUGCAAAUUCCACUCUGGGUCCCAAUUCUCUGCAUAAUUCUUUCAUCCUUGCGUUCCAUUUCUUGCACUCGUUCUGUAGUGAUGGGUUCUCUGAGGCCCAUUCCGGUACUGCGUACACAAGGAACUUGUGUUUGUCAUUUCGCCGGAGCCAUGAUUGUAGCCUGUCAUGUAGGCUCUGAGCUAGGCUUUCUGUUGGGGCAUUGCCCAUGUUGAGGUCUUGGGUACCCGCAUGCAACGCGAUAAUAGCUUCUGCUGUGCUCCAUACACUGUUCAUUUUCUCCACUGCUUCACAGGUCUCUUCCAGUGUUACCUCUUUUUUUGUCCAAAACCUCACUGCUUUCUUCCAUCUGGUGGCACGGAGUGUGUGCGGCUUCAGUCCAUACGCAUUUGAAUCCCCAAAGACAAAAAUCCGUCUGUUUGUUUCCGUCUGCACUUGUUUCUGGUGCUGAGGGCAAGAUUGCCAGAUCUUUUGUGUGCUGCUUCCCUGCAUGCUUCGACCAACGUAUGUCAUUGACUUGGGGGUGAGGGGGUCGUUAGCGCUACCUGUUUGGGCCAGCUCUUCUUUUCUAGGACAUGUGGCAGCUUUUCCCUGUCCUUUGUUGGGGUUCUUCCCGCAGUCUGUUUCUAUAUCAGCUCUGGUGGGAGAAGUCUCGGUGCCAUCCGCCGGUAGGGCUGUAUUUUCAUGGGGGGCGGUUUUGAUCCCCAUACUGGUGGGCUCCCUCCUGUCCUUGAGCUUCAUUGGUGUACCGUUACCUGCGUCGCCCGCUUCCGUUUGGUUCGCGGAGGUGGUAAGGUGCUCGGUGCCUUUCUCUGGCCUGCCACAGCAGCAGUGUUGGGAGGCCUGCACUGCGUCUAGCUUCGCCUGCAGGUUCUCUCGCACUUUCUGUUCCUCGCCAAACCUGUCCUCCAAGGACAGGCGUUCCGCCUCCCACUUUGCUACUUUUUCGUCCAGUUUCGCAGUGAGGUUUGCCACCGCGAGUUUCCAGUUUUCGGCCUCCUGUUUAAUCCGUCUGGUGAAAUCGGCUUGGAUAACAUCCAAAAUCUCGCAUCUCUGGCAUAAGAAGGUCACCGCUGCCACGGCCUCUUCGAUGGAUGUAAACUGGGUGUGCUCCAAUUCGAUCCAAGUCUUGCAUCGCGAACACAUCACCCAUGGAUCAUCGGCCCUCUCCACGCUCUUUGACCGUCGCGCCUGCCUUGCCUUCUUUGAUGGGGCCAUGCUUUGAUGGACCUCCUGUGUUUUCGACGGACACGCAAACAAAGCACUUCGCACACCCACGGUCACCAGUGUUGUAUCACACUAUAAGCGUUGUAUCUCGCAGGCAAUGUUAUCCUGCAGCAAAACAGAUACAUUAAGCUUGCUAGCUACACGAUCGCAUACUACAAACGACCGGGCGCUGCUCGCGGGUGCACCAGUGUUGCCUGACUCUGGGGCCGCUCGCGUGUUUAUAAAAAUAUUCGAUUAUAAAUUAAGUGCUCUACCAAAUGCGCUACAAUUUCGCCAGCUUAUUUGUGAAUGCACAAGGAUUAAUUAACAUAACGCAGAUUAUGAUGGAAAAUUGCGUGUCAUGGCCCCUUUAACACUUUCGUGACUGCACCUAUUCCCAUCGAUAGUAUGUUAUCGAUGACUUCAAGAUCAAGUUUGGGCACUCUCUGAGCGGUUCUGGACAGCUAAUGCAAUGCAAAGCAUAAAAUAACAUGUUCUUUAUCAGCUUUGUUUGCGAGUUUGUUUUUUCCACCGCGGGGAGAUUUUUAAAGCUCGUUCGCAGUUGGGUAGGUGAGCGCUCGUUGUUUCAGACUUCGUGUCGAUGCCGCUCGUGGGUGCUCCACAGAAACGGCGAAUUUCGACGGAUUCCGAUUAAUAUGAGUGGGAAUCUCUGGAUGAUGGUAGCACCACAGACACGGAAGACGACUUCGAUUCGCCAGGCUUCAGUACGGACGGCGAAAGUGCGUCAAACCUCCCCGGAACAUCAGCAGCUAUCCACCGGUUUCUUCCCAAGCCAGUGCUACUCGCACAACCAGUGCAUCGAAAUGGACGAGCAUGCCCUGUGCGUGAGCAACGUGUGUGACUGCGAAAACGGCUACCAGAGGGAGCUCAUCUACUGGAAGUACGUUUGCAGGCCAGAAAAAUCGGACAAGAGCCUUAUCAUUUUCAUCCUGAGCUUCACUCUGCUCCUACUAAUUAUUGUACUGCUAUAUAUUGGGAAACAUUACGUACAGUCAGAAUGUGCCGGACCACCGAACCCGCCCUGCCCAGCGUCGUCAACCAUCACCGGUUUCACGGGUUCCAUCCAGGACGCAGACAGUCCAGAGUGGGAUUUGGUGGUGAUACCCAGGGCCGUAAGACCACCGUCCCCCGUGCUACCCUCCAAAGAGGACUUGCCUCCCAGCUACGAGGAGGUGAUGCGGUACCUGUCCCAGCAGUCGUCGAAAAGAUGACGUUCACACCACGAGGCAUGGAGGCGUGCCUAUCGCUGACCAGCAGCUCGGGAUCUUGCUGCACAACAGCAGCACUGCACUCGCCGUAUCCUGCGUCCUCUGGUUGUGGCCGCUACGCCUAGCUUUCAGCAGUUGGUUCAACUGCCUGGAAUUGGCGAAACGAUGGGCAAGGAAAUAACUGACCCGUCUUCCCUGCCGCCACCCCCAACGCCAACGCCAACAUCACCUCCACCACCGUCGCCAUCACCAGAGCCUGUAGAACUUGUCCCGGCAUUUUCGAACAACUCUCGCUCUACAGCCACUUUUUCAACAGCGUCCGCGAGGGGACGCUUCCAUCGCGUCUGGAUCCGCCAAGAACCGGCACCUACUCCUACGUUACCGCAACCUACAACGUCACCGGUGACAGCUACUAACAUGGCGAGUUCCGUUUGCACCACGCAACGGCUCAUACACGAAGAAACCGUAGAGAUCGAACCCACGACGUUCCUCAUCGCGAACACACGUGACGCUGUCAGGAAUAACAACCAUGGGUGCUUGAGAUUCGAUUUUAGGUUCUAAGUGCCGACACCACUUCGGAAGCAAGAAAAAACAACCAGCUGAACUCACAAGUUCAAGGGUUUGGUGUUCAAACCUCGUAGGGUUUUUGUUCAUUGGUGUGCACGUGGUCAAGAGAAGCUGCUUCAGUCAGUACACGAUGUGCAGUGUCCUCAGCGAAUGAGUGUGGGAGAACUCUUGCUUUGAGGAUUACAUGAAGGUUAAUAUCAUUUGCCAAUGAACGUGAACCAACGCGCAGCCAACAACGUCCCUACUACAGAUAUUGCCGUUUUUGGAACGAUUACGCUCAAGUCAUUGCUGAGCUUAAAUUAUGAGAAUAAUUUGUGUAAUGCGCAGGUCAUGCUUACAAGUGUGACUAAGUUGAAACAAAACGCCCUGCGCAUUAUGGUCAUGCCUGACCCCAGGUGAUCUAAAUCGCUGGCUUUCCCCUCUUUUCCAUCUGCUCCUUUUCAUGCUAUUCUGGAGCACCACCCCAAUUUCUUUUGUCUUCCGCACAGGGAUCAUUAUCAGUGUUCACGAUUUUAUAUUUGCGAGGUAGCCAGUCACGUAUACAUAUAUCUCAGCAUACCUAUAUAACUAUAUCACCUCUAAAGCCAACACGAAGGGCUCAGCGUUUGUUUAGAGCUUACUGUCUUCGUUAGCGCGCCAACUCAGCAUGACACUUCGCAAGUGUAGUACGCAAAUGUUUACAAGUGCUGAGCCCAGCGGACUGCUGGUUGUUCAACUGUCGCCUCGAUGAGGCGAACGUAACUUCGCUUACAGUGUGUGGUGAGAGAUCGCGCAGGAAUUUCUGCUGGUCGUAACCUUUCAAGAAAUGUCGUUGAGCCUUCCAUAGUAUCUUUCGUAGCUAGGCACACAUGUACACACAAUGUCUCUAAAGAAAAUUCUUACAGACGUCUGUUAAAUGCGCUUUAAAAGACAAAAGGGUUCAAGUACGACAAAUGUAUUGUAAACCACCAUCACACGAGGCGCGUCCGUUAUUCGACGAUCCGAGAAGUAUCAAGUGGGUGGUGCAACCGAAAUGUUGUGAUGCCACUAGGUAACCACAACGUGGUCAUUGUCACUAAUCCCAAAAUAAAGCUUUAAGCUAAGAAGCCCCAAAGUUCGGUCACAAGUGUGCUGCAGUGGUUCGAAUCACUCACUGUGGUUUCGAUGUCUCCUUUCAGGCGAGUUCUGAAAGUUACGUGAUAAUGAAGUGUAAAUCAUUGCUAUGUGAUAAACGACCACUAAAUGGGCCAGACCUAAAUUUUGUCAACGACUGAUAUGCCUCUUGCGGUGGGAGGUGAGGCGAUGUGGUUUUCAAUUGAGCAACACAUGUUGAACAUGCGAGUAAAACCCAGAUGUUAAUUCGCAUGGUGCUGGUCUUUUGUUGAGUUCUUUUGUCGUGUGCGUUACUGAAGAGUGGUCAGGAGUUACUUUAGAGUUUUUAUUGUUGUUACAUGAGUAACAACUCAUGGAAACUUCAGCUCUUUGGAUAUGGCAGUCGUCAUCCAUUCGUAAAAGCUCUCUAACGACAUUUGCACGAAAUGUACUUAGUUCGGAUCUUUCGCCGCGUCAUGCAGAUAAAAGUGUACGUACAUCGCCGAAAAAAAGAGCCUGUAAGCAGAGGUGGCGAAAUAAGUAGUCAUAAGUAGAGUCGCACGCUAGUGUAGAGAAACUGGCGAAAUCGAAGCUUGUUCAAUGGGAGAGGCUUGGGCAUUUUUAAAAUUGCAGAUAGCACAAAAUAUACAUAAAUAUUUACUUGCAUACAUAACAGAGCGUUGUUGCGAAAUUAGAAAACAAUAUCAAUUGUGCCUUUACCACUGGUUAGAGCAUUGGCUUAAGGAAAAAUGCGCCACAUGGUUUGCAAUUAGUAAUGCGCCAACGUUUAUUAGCAUCUGCGCAGUGAUGUUCAAGGGGCCGUGUGUGGGACUGAAUACGUCUAGCAUUAAGUCAUACCAUCUUGUUUCAUUUCUGUCAAAAUCAGGAAGAAGUCUGGGUAUGUCUUGAAGCGUUUAAGGCCGUCUUGGCAACACAGUUGUUUGGCCAAAUUUCGUCUUGUCCCCUUAACGCAUAUCAAAGAUAUGCUUUCAAAUAAAGUUGUGCUCAAGUGUCAACAACAGUAACUGCUGAGGGCCUCACAUCUAUACGCCUAAAGUACGUGUGUCUUUGGGCUGUUGUUGCUACACAAUAUGGAUAUUUCUUUCCGUUUUCGCAUACGAGAAGAUCAGACACCUGGUCUGGUCAGCGAUGUUGUUACAGACCUGCUUAAAAGGAACAUGACGGUGGGAAUUGAAUCUGAAAGAAAAUAGGUGCAUGUGCAUGCGGCCACUCUUACGUGCGCAAGAGAAGCGUGAUACAUGUGGUAUGAACAUCGGCCUGCUACUGGCAUGGCGAGUUCAUGAUGUAAACAGCAUGUUACGCUAUCCCUUUUUCCUCUACUAAAGAAGCACGCAGUCCAGUCACAACGAAGGGGCCCUAAGGAGGCUUGAAGAUAUCAAUAUCAAUAAUAUAGAAACUUGAGAGAAUUGGUAUAUCUUCAUCACGCGUAAAGUGCAGCGCGCACUGGGAACGACAGACGAAAGAGUAGAAGCAAACAGUACUACUGCUGACUCAAGUGAAAUUUUAUUGGAAAAGAAAAUAUAAAUAUCUAGAAUCAUCACAACUAUGUGGGCAAAAACAUCGAAAAAAUAAAAAUACAGAAGAGAACUGGACAAGUCGCACUUU